AUGAAUUCCUAUUUCACAAACCCAUCUUUAUCCUGCCAUCUAACCAGUGGCCAAGAGGUGCUUCCCAACGUAGCCCUCAAUUCAACUGCCUAUGACCCUGUCAGGCAUUUUUCUACUUAUGGAGCAGCCGUUGCUCAAAACCGGAUUUAUUCUUCUCCUUUUUAUUCACCGCAAGAUAAUGUUGUGUUUAGCUCCAGCCGAGGACCUUAUGACUAUGGAUCUAAUGCUUUUUACCAAGAAAAAGACAUGCUUUCUAGCUGCAGGCAAAAUUCUAUGGGACAUAAUACACAGACAUCAAUCGCACAGGAUUUUACCAGUGACCAAAACAGGAACACUUCGCAAGAACAAAAAACUAGCAUUCAAAUAUACCCAUGGAUGCAGCGUAUGAACUCCCACAGUGGCGUGGGUUACGGGGCCGACCGCCGACGGGGCCGUCAGAUUUAUUCCCGCUACCAGACCUUGGAGCUGGAGAAGGAAUUUCACUUCAAUCGCUACCUGACCCGGCGGCGGCGGAUCGAGAUCGCCCACGCUCUGUGUCUCACGGAGCGCCAGAUCAAGAUCUGGUUUCAGAACAGAAGAAUGAAGUGGAAAAAAGAAAGCAACUUAAGCUCUACCCUCUCCGGGGCCGCUGGUGGAACCGCGGCCGCAGCCGCCGAUAGUUUGGCCAAGGAAGAGAAGCGAGAAGAGAAGACAGAGGAGAAACAAGAAGAGUGAAAAGGUGGCAGCGCUCCCCCCCAACCCACCCCCCAU
Molecule: messenger RNA, 750 nt
Organism: Coturnix japonica (Japanese quail)
Lineage: Eukaryota; Metazoa; Chordata; Aves; Galliformes; Phasianidae
Gene: HOXC6
Product: homeobox C6
Biological process (GO): regulation of transcription by RNA polymerase II; anterior/posterior pattern specification
Cellular component (GO): nucleus
Molecular function (GO): DNA-binding transcription factor activity, RNA polymerase II-specific; RNA polymerase II cis-regulatory region sequence-specific DNA binding
Source: RefSeq, a predicted model, not a curated record